Acanthochromis polyacanthus (spiny chromis) is the source of this 1705-nucleotide messenger RNA. It is a transcript of the gene plekhb2, whose product is annotated as pleckstrin homology domain containing, family B (evectins) member 2. Gene Ontology annotation, cellular component: membrane. Gene Ontology annotation, biological process: regulation of cell differentiation. The record is from RefSeq and is a predicted model, not a curated record. Bases 134 to 802 code for a protein of 222 amino acids. The transcript has 8 exons. Lineage: Eukaryota; Metazoa; Chordata; Actinopteri; Pomacentridae.
CCGGUCAGUGUUUAUAUCUCCGAGAAAAGCAUCAUCCUUUUUAAAAAAAAUCUCACUUCCGCAUUUGUUGUCUCCUAUCGGAAAAUUUCAUCUUUCCCUGAAAGACAAAAGAAAAUUCACUGUUCCCUCUAGGAUGGCUAUGGUAAAGAGUGGCUGGCUCCAUCGACAAAGCACCAUACUGCGUCGGUGGAAAAGAAACUGGUUUGACUUGUGGGCUGAUGGACGACUCGUGUUCUACAAUGACCAACAGCGGCGUGACAUGGAGGAUGACAUCCACAUGAGGGUCAACUGCAUUAACAUCCGUAGCUCCGCUGCAUGUCAGGAGCUGAACCCACCGGAGGGGAAGACGCGUGAUGCCUUGCUGCAGAUAGUGUGCAGGGAUGGACGGGUCAUCAGCCUGUGUGCAGACAGCGCCGAUGAUGCUUUAGCCUGGACCAUGGCACUUCAGGAUGCCAGAAUAAACACGGUGGUCGCUACUCCCCAGAUCGGCUUUGCGCAGGAAGUGAUGGCAUCUGCUCCUCCUCCCUACUCAGAAUACGCUCCCCCACAGGUUUAUGCCCCAGGUCCAUAUGGAGACUAUGUUCCAGCUCCCCCACAUGCUACCCAGAUUGUAUACUCUGCUGAUGGGCAGCCCUACGCUGUUGCUUAUCCCUAUCAGUACCAAGGUGGGUACGCUGCUCCCGAAGUGAACCGCGUUAUUAUUCGGGAGCGACAGCGUGAAGACGGAGGAGAUGUGGCUUUGGGCAUGCUGGCCGGAGCAGCCACUGGUUUGGCACUCGGCUCUCUUUUCUCUGUCUUUUAGUGUCGUGACUAACGUAACAUUUAUUAGCACACAGUUCCCUCUAUUCACAGCAUAUGGCUUCUUCUGUGUGCCAUCACAUGAGUUCGAAUGAAAUGUAUCUGUUGGGCUACAUCUAUGAAGCAUGAUUGUGAUGGGCAGUGAAUUACUCACUACGUGUCCUAAAAUAAAAAAAAUCCUUGAUAUUUAACUAUAUAUACACACAGGCGACAAAUUAAAGGAAAAAAGCAGAAUUAAGUGUCUUAGUAAGAUGUUGGGCCAUGACAUGAAGUCAGAACUGCUUCCAUGCACUUUAGUGUUGAUGCUUUAAGUCUCUAGAACUCUACUGAACUAUUCUUCCAAAAAAUAUUUUGCGUAUUGAUGAUGGUGGUGGAGCAUGCUGUCUUCAGGUGGAUUUUUAGUUCCCUGUUGGUAUCUGGCCAAAGGGAAUUUAGCUAAGGCAGAGGAUAUGGAGGUGCAAUUAUGUCCAGUCUUCCAACAACCACUGAUGCUAUGCAUAGGUUGAUUUGGCUGAGAAGGUCGACUAGCUUGUGACUGCAAAUACAACAGACCUGCUGCACAUCACUGAUCCAGUUUAGCACUUUUCUGCACCAAAGCAAAAAAAAAAAAAAAGGACCAACGAUGGCACAAACAAGUGUAGCCUACAGUUCUGGUUGUUCCCCAGAUUUCUGACCCCAGCCCCCAAGUGGUAGCAAACAGGUAGAUGCAGGUAUGCAAAAUUAUGAAUAGCACCAAAGCAUUAGCAUCUUCCAUUUGUUUGAGAUCUGGUGAUUGUGAAAGCCAAAGCAUAUACAUCAUUUUCAUUAGUCAGUGAAUGGGGGGGCUUCGCUAUCCUUGAAGAGUCCGAUCAGGCAAGAUAUAUCGGUCAUAUAUUGAUUUGCUUUACUCUAAAAAAAAAAACAAAAA